GUGCGGGACAGCUGGCGCCGGCAGCAGCUGAGAGGCCCGAGGCGGCUGCAGCGGCAGCGGCAGGAGCCGCAGCCACUACCGCCCCUACACGGAAGGAGCCUUUACUGUCAAGCUUUCCUCAUUUUUGGAAAUGGCGGGUGAAAUCACAGAGACCGGGGAGCUUUAUUCUCCUUAUGUCGGGCUGGUGUACAUGUUUAACCUCAUCGUGGGCACAGGUGCACUCACCAUGCCCAAGGCCUUCGCCACUGCCGGGUGGCUCGUCAGCCUGGUCCUGCUGGUGUUCCUGGGCUUCAUGAGCUUUGUGACCACCACCUUCGUGAUGGAGGCCAUGGCAGCAGCCAAUGCCCAGCUCCGCUGGAAGAGGAUGGAAAACCACAAGGAGGAGGAAGACGAUGACUCCUCCACAGCCUCAGACAGUGAUGUUCUCAUCCAGGACAGCUACGAGCGGGCAGAAAAACGGCCCAUCCUGUCUGUGCAGAGACGUGGAUCUCCCAACCUUUUCGAGAUCACAGACCGUGUGGAAAUGGGACAAAUGGCCUCCAUGUUCUUUAAUAAAGUUGGGGUGAACUUGUUCUAUUUCUGCAUCAUCAUAUACCUGUAUGGGGACCUGGCCAUCUAUGCUGCAGCUGUGCCCUUCUCCCUCAUGCAGGUGACCUGCAGUGCCAUUGGCAAUGACUCCUGUGGCAUGGAGGCAGACACCAAACACAACGACACUGACCGGUGCUGGGGGCCUCUGCGGCGAGUGGACGCCUACCGCAUCUACUUGGCUGUCUUCACUCUCCUCCUCGGACCUUUCACCUUCUUUGACGUCCAGAAGACCAAGUACCUGCAGAUCCUAACCUCUCUGAUGAGAUGGAUCGCCUUCACUGUCAUGAUCGUGCUGGCCCUGGUCCGCAUCGGGCAUGGCCACGGGGAGGGGCACCCAACCCUGGCUGACUUCUCUGGGGUCCGGAACCUGUUUGGGGUGUGCGUGUACUCCUUCAUGUGCCAGCACUCCCUGCCGUCCCUCAUCACCCCCGUCUCCUCCAAGCGCCAUCUCACGCGGCUGGUAUUCCUGGACUACGUGCUGAUCCUGGCCUUCUACAGCCUCCUGUCCUUCACCGCCAUCUUCUGCUUCCGCGGUGACAGCCUCAUGGACAUGUAUACCCUCAACUUCGCGCGCUGCGAUAUUGUGGGCCUGGCCGCCGUGCGCUUCUUCCUGGGCCUCUUCCCCGUGUUCACCAUCAGCACCAACUUCCCCAUCAUCGCCGUGACACUGCGCAACAACUGGAAGACGCUCUUCCACCGCGAGGGCGGCACCUACCCGUGGGUGGUAGACCGCAUCGUGUUUCCCACUAUCACCCUCGUGCCCCCCGUGCUCGUGGCCUUCUGCACCCAUGACCUGGAGUCCUUGGUGGGCAUUACAGGGGCCUAUGCGGGCACCGGCAUCCAGUAUGUCAUCCCUGCCUUCCUGGUGUACCUCUGCCGCAAGGACACCCAGCUGGCCUUCGGAUACGGGACUGUCAACAAGCACAGAUCCCCUUUCCGCCACACCUUGUGGGUGGGCUUCGUACUGCUUUGGGCUUUGUCAUGCUUCCUCUUCGUCACAGCCAACAUUGUCCUCAGUGAGACCAAGCUCUGAUGGCGGGACACAUCUGGUGACAGCAGCCUCCCCGCCUGCGGAGCCAAGAUUUAGUUGUCUCCCGGGCCUUCUUGGGGCAGGUGGGACCGUGGCUCUCAGGCCCAGCUAGGAGUCUUCUCAGACUCUCCGCCCAGACUCGUCCAGUGUGUACCUGGCUGCACUUACCAGGGCAGCUCUCCUCCCAGGCCCACCUGUCUGGGCACAUGCAGCUGCUCCUGGACUCUGGGACUUAUUACCGGAAUCACCCCAUUUCCCAACACACUCUACCCCCCACUACCAGAGGCGGGCGCCUCCCAAUGAGGUGGGAGAUGCAGUGCUGGCGCUGCUGCCAUUAUACCAGCCCCACGUCUCCCCUCCCUGCCUCCCCAGCUCCCUCUUUGUCUAGAAAGUCUCCAGCUGCUGCCUCUUGAGAGGGUCCUAAGGACCAGGUCCUAAGCAUCCUAACCCUGCCUGCCUGUGAUGGGCAGGGCCAUCCUUCCCCCCCCACCCCCAGCCUGAGAGUUACGAAGUGCCACUCCUAGGAGAGGGCCUGGCUGGCCCUGGUGACAAGAACAGGAAGUGCUAAUUGACACCAGUGGCCUGGCCCAGAGCUGGGAGGGCCCUUGCUGUGGGCGCCAGCUCCAGAGCAGCAGGCUAGAGGGAGCUUCCCUUCCAUGAGGACACAGCAGCCUGUGGGCUGGGUUUAAAGCCCAGAGCUCAUGUCCCUGAAAGGGUCUCUCUGCCCUCCUGGCUGUCACACUGGAGUCCUCAGGGCCUCUUGCAGUGCAGGGGCCUGCUAGAGGGAAGGCAGCCCCACCUAGCACCCUCAGUGGCAGGUGGAGGGCCCUGGUGUCCCACCCUGCAAGUCAGGCUAUUCCCACUCAACACUAAAGAUGGCUCUUAGGAGACAGUGUGGGCAUUCAGGGUUCAUGUUCUCCAUGUCUUCUGGGUGACGUGGGGUUGGGUGGGGAACUCACCACCAGUCCCCAGCCACCACAGUCAUGCACGCACCUGGGGUUGGCCUCCUUGGAAACGUAUGUGACUCAAAUGAACUCAUCUCAAUGUGCCUUCUGCUUCAGGUCCUGGGUCCUUCCUGACCCUGCCUGGCUUGCCCCCAGCCCCGGAGCCCACCCGUCCCGGGUCCCGGAGCCCGGAGCAGCUGCCCAGGAGCUGCCUCUCUGGCAUGAGGUCUCAGGCCCCUGCCUCUCCUUGAUUUCAGUGCCUUGUUCAGCCCUCCUGGAGGGACCUCCCUCCACCUCUCCCCUGCAUCUCGCUGUCAUCAGGUCUUGGACAGAACAAUGAUGCCAGGUCUGCUGGGGCCCAAGGUGAUCUCAGGGUUGGGGGAUAUGUGGGAUUUGCAGGAAAUGUGGGGUACCCAUAGGCAUGCCACCCUCCUCCACCCUGGCAGCCACAGGCUGGGAGCCCCCGAGUGGCACAGUUGGCCUGAUGACUUUCUCACUGUUCCGCCUCAGCAGUUUUCACAGCUUGUCCCAGGUAUCAUUAUCUUCUAUCACAGGAAAAGCAAACACCCCUCCCCCAUCUGCCAUUGUGGCUUCUAACCAGGAGGCCCGGUGGGGUGGGCAGAGCAGGGGGGCACCACAGUGACAAGACCAAGAAUAAGGAAGACCCGGCUGUGGUGCAGGCCCUCCCUGGAGCUUCCCAGCUAUUGUAAACUGAAAACAUCUGUACUUACCCUUUGCAAAUUACGUUCCCUCUUGCUUAAGGACAAAGCAAAUUAAAUCAUCCGGCUGCCCUAAGCUCCAAACCAAAUUUUGGACACAUAUUUAUUAGCCUCAUAAAGCCCAGGUUGAUUUAUGUGAUAAUCUGGAGCCAUAAAGCAGUGGAGUUAGUGGCUGAGUUCCCUCCACCUCAGGCUGGGGCAGCCCAGCCCUGGGGGAAUUGGCCCAAGGUGCUCACACCACUCCCACUCUCCUGCUGCUUUGCUUCUCAUUCACCUGCUACCUGUCUUGCCAAAGGUCAGGUGGGGUCCCCUUGGAGUGCCACUGACAGCUGGGGGACUUGGAGUCAGGAGAGAAGUCCCCAGCAGUGAAACAUACCAGGUGAUGCUGGCUCUCCACAGGCAUAAUGCUUUUACAUCAGCUUGGUGCAGUGGACACACAGGUUGUGGUUUCCACUUUGCAAAUGGGACUCUGGGGUCAGUGGUGGGGAGGGUGGAAGGGGUUGCCAGGCCUCCCUGCCCCAUGUACAAUUGUAGCUGUGGAGAUGUUCCAUGCUCAGUCUCCAGCCCUGUCAUUCACCUGUUCUGUCCCACAUGCACCCAGGCAGGCCAGAUCAAGGUGGAAGUGCACCCCCCCCCCGCCUCCCUCCUGCAGAACUAGCAGAUACACCUGAGUGCCAGAGCCUUACAUGGCAGCUCCUGGCUAUGCCUCACUUGAGGCCAGAGCAGCGGCCACUGGCUUUUAGGUGGGCCAGAUGGCAGGUGACAGGCUGAGAGGCACCGCUGCGGGGUGGAGGGUGUGCACUGGGCAUAGUGCCAGGGCCCCAGCCACACAGCUGUUCUCACCACAGGGGGACUGGGGCAAAGCCAGGGCAGUAAGGAGCUAUGCCCCACCUCCUGGGAAACCAGCCCGGAUGGGCAGCGGCUGGUAGUGCCAGGCUCUGGGGAAGGCUGAGACUCCACUUGUCCAGGAGGCAAAUUCUCAAGCACAGUUGACUCGUGGGAAGGGCCACUGUAAAGCUGAUUCUUCAGACACCUAGAUGCAGGGCACAGCAGAGAGCUUGGGGUCCCUUCCCCUGGAGCAUGGGGGCCAUAGUGUGGAUUGCAGACUGGAAAAGUAACCUCUUUUGAGGGUUUUUAUGUACCAGGCGCAGCACUGGGCACCUUCCACGUGAACAAGCUGCCGGGCCUGCUGCUUACAGGCAGCGCACCUUCAUGAGCUCUCCCCACCUUAUUUGUAAAGUGGGUGACAGUAGCUAUGUCACUGCCUCAUUGUGGGAAUUAAAGUACGGAGCUAAGUGCCCUGCACAGAAGUGCUCAAUAAAGCUAUUCUUUACUGA
This is a messenger RNA of Otolemur garnettii (small-eared galago), 4618 nucleotides long. It is a transcript of the gene SLC38A12, whose product is annotated as transmembrane protein 104. NCBI's taxonomy places the organism in Eukaryota, Metazoa, Chordata, Mammalia, Primates, Galagidae. The record is from RefSeq and is a predicted model, not a curated record. The transcript has 10 exons. Bases 131 to 1621 code for a protein of 496 amino acids.